GGGAGCGCGGAGCGGGCGGAGCGGGGUCGCGCCUGAGCCCGGGACAGUGAGGGGAGCCCCUUCGGGCACGGGCACCGCCGGCAUGAGGCUAGUGAGGAAGGACCUGGAGAAGGACAAUGCGGGGCAGGUGACGCUGAUCCCCGAGGAGCCUGAGGACAUGUGGCACACGUACAACUUGCUGCAGGUCGGGGACAGCCUGCGCGCCUCUACCAUCCGCAAGGUGCAGACCGAGUCGGCCACGGGCAGCGUGGGCAGCAACCGCGUCCGCACCACGCUCACCCUCUGCGUGGAGGCCAUUGAUUUCGACUCGCAGGCUUGCCAGCUGCGCGUCAAGGGUACCAACAUCCAGGAGAACGAGUACGUCAAGAUGGGCGCCUACCACACCAUCGAACUGGAGCCCAACCGGCAGUUCACGCUGGCCAAGAAGCAGUGGGACAGCGUGGUGCUGGAGCGCAUCGAGCAGGCCUGCGACCCGGCCUGGAGCGCCGACGUGGCCGCCGUGGUCAUGCAGGAGGGGCUGGCCCACGUCUGCCUGGUCACCCCCAGCAUGACACUCACCCGCGCCAAGGUGGAGGUGAACAUCCCCCGCAAGAGGAAAGGGAACUGCAGCCAGCACGACCGCGCCCUGGAGAGAUUCUACGAGCAGGUGGUGCAGGCCAUCCAGCGGCACAUCAACUUCGAGGUGGUGAAGUGCGUGCUGGUGGCAAGCCCGGGCUUCGUGCGGGAGCAGUUCUGUGACUACAUGUUCCAGCAGGCAGUCAAGACUGACAAUAAACUUCUGCUGGAGAACAGGUCCAAGUUCCUACAGGUCCACUCUUCCUCAGGACAUAAAUACGCUUUGAAGGAAGCACUCUGUGACCCAACCGUAACCAGCCGCCUUUCCGACACUAAGGCAGCUGGUGAGGUCAGAGCCUUAGAUGACUUCUAUAAAAUGCUGCAGCACGAGCCUGACCGGGCUUUUUAUGGCCUGAAACAUGUGGAAAAGGCCAAUGAAGCCAUGGCCAUUGAUACCCUGCUGAUCAGUGAUGAGCUUUUCCGGCACCAGGAUGUGGCUACCCGUGCCCGAUACGUUAAGUUGGUAGACAGCGUGCGGGAGAACAUGGGCACAGUGCGCAUUUUCUCCAGCCUUCACGUGUCUGGAGAGCAGCUUGGCCAGCUGACAGGGGUGGCAGCCAUCCUGCGCUUUCCUGUGGCUGAGCUCUCUGACCAGGAAGAUUUGUCUAGCUCUGAAGAGGAUUGAUGACACUGACUUCAUUCCACAGUUUCUUUUCCGUGUCAUGCUGAAAUGACAUUGAAGGCACUUCCUUCCUAAAUACUGUGUGCAGAUGUUCCAUGGCAUGUAAUUAUAAGUUAGUAUACACAAAAAGUAUGUAGCUCUGCUGAGCACACUUCUUGAUACUGUUCUGUAAUAAGUUUUGGUAUGUGUUGAAGCUGACUGGUUUUUGCAAGUUACAUCACAAACCUCCAGCAGUAUAAGAAACUAAUUUGGCUCCCCAAAGCUGCUUAGUCUGUAUAUAAAGGCAGACUGGUAGCCUGGUGAAAUAUGUAUGAAAAAAUAAUAAACUAAGAGGGAGAAA
This is a messenger RNA of Empidonax traillii (willow flycatcher), 1577 nucleotides long. RefSeq names its product pelota mRNA surveillance and ribosome rescue factor (gene PELO). The coding region runs from base 83 to 1240 and encodes 385 amino acids. The transcript has 2 exons. The record is from RefSeq and is a predicted model, not a curated record. Lineage: Eukaryota; Metazoa; Chordata; Aves; Passeriformes; Tyrannidae. Gene Ontology annotation, cellular component: cytoplasm. Gene Ontology annotation, biological process: RNA surveillance; ribosome disassembly; nuclear-transcribed mRNA catabolic process, no-go decay.